AGAGAGAGAGGAGAGAGAGAGAGAGAGAGAGGGAGGGUAGAGAGAGAGGGGGAGGGUAGUGUCGGAGCAGUAGUGACGCAAACUCUGAGCAGCGGAAUGAAGAAGGGAAAAGGAGUCCAAGUUCGUAGUCCUCCUCCUCCUCCUCCUCCUCCUCCUCCUCAUCACUCCCCAACCGUUGAUUUUGAUCACAACGACGACGAUUUUCCUCUCCCCACCGCGCGAUUUGCUUCCCGAAACGCUUCUUCCAAAUACGAUUUCGUCAAGGUACGAGUAUGGCUCGGCGAUAAUGCAGAUCAUUACUAUGUAUUAUCCAGAUUUCUCCUCAGUCGAAUGCUAACUGUCACUAAGAUUCCCAAUCAUGUUGCCAUCAAAAUCGCUCUUGAACUCAAGAAGCUCCUUAUAGACAAUAGCCUUCUAGAUGUUUCUCAGUCAGAUUUGGAGGCCAAUUUAUUUAAGCUAAUGGAGCGGCGUGGCUAUGGAGAGGAGUAUAUAAAUCGUUAUAAGAUGAUGACCAGGUUUCACCACCAGAGAGUUCCUUUGGUAGUUCUUGUGUGUGGGACGGCAUGCUCUGGGAAGAGUACAAUUGCCACCCAACUUGCUCAGCGUUUGAACUUACCGAAUGUUUUGCAAACAGACAUGGUCUAUGAGUUGUUACGCACGUCUACCGAUGCUCCAUUGACUUCAACUCCAGUAUGGGCCAGAGAUUUCGAGUCCUCUGAGGAACUCGUAACUGAAUUUUGUAGAGAAUGCAGAAUUGUCCGGAAAGGUUUGGCUGGGGAUUUAAAAAAAGCAAUGAAAGAUGGGAAACCUAUUAUAAUCGAGGGAAUCCAUUUGGAUCCGAGUAUUUACUUAAUGGAUGAGGAAAAUCAGGAGAUCAAUGUGAAUACAAAUGGUAAUUGUGCAAACAAUGUAUCAGAAGAUAUCUCUGCAGCUACAAAUGGAAGUGUUCCAGGAGUUGCUUCUGACGUCCAAAAUGUUAGUGAGGCAGAGAGUGAGAAGCCCUUGCCAGAGACUUUGCGCACAGAAGGAAAAUUGUCUGACCAGGUUUCAGAAGUUAUGGGCAAUCUUGAAUCUCUUGAAAUUGUGGAAAACUCAUUUGAAUGCCAAGGGUUUGUAGCUGACACAGCAAGGGUUCAGGAAUCAAAAACAGAAAAGUCAGGAAAGAAUGGAAAGCCAGCUGCUGAGCCAGUAAUCAUCCCCAUAGUAUUAAAGAUGGCUGAUUUUGAUCACAAGGCAUUGCUUGAGGAAUGGAUAUCCGCUCGAACAUUUGGGGACAAAGGUCUAGCUCAGGACCCGGAUGUUCUUAUAAGCAAUUUGAAAACUAUUCAGGACUACCUCUGUUCAUUUGAAUCACGGGGUAUGACAGUGGUCAACAUUUCUGCAACAACUUUUCCUCAAACAUUGGAUUGGCUGCAUGGCUAUCUUUUACAGCGCAUCGAACAGGGUAUUUCUCAUGCUUCUUCUGAUAGAAACCCGGUAUCUGAAGCCCAUUGAUAGUGAAGCCAUGCAACAUGAGUUUUUCAUCAAAAGUGAUACGAUGUUGAAUAUUCAGGUAACAGUUAUUCAGUGUAACAUUUAAUUGUCAUGGUGAAACCCUAAUUAUCACUUAAUAAAGAAAAAACAUUUGUAACAAA
Amborella trichopoda is the source of this 1634-nucleotide messenger RNA. RefSeq names its product P-loop containing nucleoside triphosphate hydrolases superfamily protein. NCBI's taxonomy places the organism in Eukaryota, Viridiplantae, Streptophyta, Magnoliopsida, Amborellales, Amborellaceae. The record is from RefSeq and is a predicted model, not a curated record.